Closterium sp. Naga37s-1 is the source of this 2775-nucleotide messenger RNA. The record is from the annotation of a GenBank genome assembly. NCBI's taxonomy places the organism in Eukaryota, Viridiplantae, Streptophyta, Zygnematophyceae, Desmidiales, Closteriaceae.
AUGGACCAAUCGGCCUCCCCGCGAAUGCGAACUCACGCAUCCCCCCCAUUCGUCACCACUAUCCUCCUCCUGAUCUUCAUCCUAGCCCCGUCGCACACUGUCGCAAGCAGCGAAGCGGCUUCGCAAGAGAUCGCAGAUCCUUUCGAGACUCUAGACAGUGCCGUUGACGCUGAGUCCUUCGGACCGCACAUUGAUUUCUCUUCUUCCGGAUCCGCCGGCGCCGGCGGCGGAGUCGGCGUUUUACCUGGCGGCCCGCCAACCGUGCCUCGCGUGGCGCAGCUGCGAGGGGCGAGUGACGACGUUGCGACGCAGGCGAGCAGCACCGUCGCCGCAGGCGACAACCCGCGCGUCGCACGGCUGUAUCUCCUGUCGAAGAAGAACUCUCGCGCGCGAUGCUUGGACGGCAGUCCUGCUGGAUACUACCUGCGACGCGGGUUCGGCAGCGGCGCCAACAACUGGAUCAUGAUUCUCGAGGCUGGCGGGUGGUGUUUCAAUGCCAAGUCGUGCGCGAAUCGAGCCAAGGGACCCCUGGGAAGCUCAAAGAAAUGGCCGCCAACCAGCGACGUGAAGUAUGGCGGCGUGGGCAGCACGGACAGCGCCGUGAAUCCCGCGUUCUACAACUGGAACCUGGUGCUCGUCAAGUACUGCGACGGUAGCUCCUUCACUGGUGGCUACGGCAAGUUGCCGCCCAACUCGGAGACGGGACGCGCGCUCUACUUUCGCGGGCACUGGAACCUGCAGGGCACGCUGCAAGAUCUGCUGGCGCGGCACGGGCUGAACGUGGGCAAGCAGAUGCUGGUGGGCGGCUGCAGUGCGGGUGGCGUCGCGACGUCAAUCAAAUGCGAUCAGAUCUCGAGGUGGCUGGCCAACUACAACGUCACCACCAAAUGCUUCAUGGACGGAGGCUAUUUUCCAGACGUGGCGGAUAAGGACGGGCAGUACAGCAUGCGCCUGAAGGUGCAGAAGAUGGCCGGCCUGCAUGACAUGGGACGCAUUGGGGUUAACGCCGAGUGCAAGCGAGGCCAGGUGAAGCUGCUCCAGUCCUUUUCUGCUAAGGUCGAGCAUAUUCUGAUCAUGCGGUUGGAGGUGCGAGCAGGCGUGAUGGACAUUGGUGCUCGUGAUGCUGUUCUUGAGCACAUUGCGCCGUUCCUCGAAGCUUCUUUGGUGAAAGAUACUGUCAAGUUUGCAGUUGUCCUCUGGCCUCCAGUCGGUAAAGGCCAGGCAACCAACACUGACUGGAAGACUAAAAGCACCUGUUCGAAAUGGUUUUCUCUAUACUCGUUUGAAGAAGUCUCGGCUGCUGGGAGUGCCAGCAGGCUCACGCAUGAUGCUCUGUCGCGCUCAGCGCCUCGUCAAGCGUCCAGACCUGAUGACGUGGCAACAUUGGUGUACACCUCUGGAACGACCGGGAAUCCCAAGGGAGUGAUGCUCACACACAGCAACCUGAUGCAUCAGGUCAACAAUUUUGAAUGUGCCCUGACGCCAGAUGCUGGUGAUGUCAUGUUGAGCCUGCUACCCCCAUGGCACAUGUAUGAGCGUUCAUGCGAGUACUUUCUACUGAGCCGUGGCGUCCAGCUAGUCUACAGCAAUGUCAAGUCAUUCAAGGAAGACUUGAUGAAACACCCUCCGGACUACUUCGUGGCUGUUCCACUUGUCUUCGAGGUCCUAUACAGUGGAGUCCAGAAGAAGCUUGCUGCAGCAUCAGCCGCCAGAGCAGCAAUUGCCAAGUUCUUGAUAAAAGUCAGUUGUCUUCACAAGGAAGCGCUGCGCAUCUGGACAGGCAUGGCUGUCCUUCGUUCACGUGAAAACGUUCAGGGGCUCAUGUUCAUGAAGGCUGUAGCAGAAUGUCUGGGAUCCGGGCUUUUAGCACUGGUGCUGCUGCCUCUUCACCUUCUGGCGGAGAAGCUUGUGUACACCAAGGUCAAAGCUGCUAUCGGCAUAGAAAAGGCAGCUGUGAGUGGUGGAGGCAGCUUGCCGUCGCACGUGGACAAAUUCUUUGAGCAAAUUGGGAUCACUCUGCUCAAUGGAUAUGGGCUCACAGAAACCUCUCCUGUGCUGACAGUCAGGCAAAGUUCCAACAAUGCUUUGGGAAGCAUUGGGAGUCCCGUUCCUGGAACAGAGAUAAAGAUUGUAGACCUGGAGACGGGAGCUGGUCUCCCUGCAGGCCAGCGUGGGUUGGUCAAGGCACGUGGCCCUCAAGUGAUGAAGGGCUACCACAAGAACCCGGCGGCCACAGCAAUGGCAAUUGACAAGGAUGGUUGGUUCUCGACGGGCGAUCUUGGAUGGAUCUCUCCUUUGACUCCAGUUGGCGCUGCACGAAACGCUGGAGGGCUUCUGGUCCUUGACGGUCGAGCAAAGGAUACCAUCGUUCUUGCCAGUGGUGAAAAUGUGGAGCCUGCCUUUGUUGAGGAGGCUGCACUUAGCAGCCCUGUCAUCCGCCAAAUAAUGCUCGUUGGCCAGGACGAGAGAAAGCUUGGAGCGCUGAUUGUCGUGAAUGAGGACGAGAUGAAGGCUGCAGUGGCAAACGUGAGAGCGGAGAAGGGGAUGGAGGGAGGCGAGGUGACAGAAAAGGAACAGAGGGCUCUCGUUCAACAAGAGCUCACCCGCUGUUUAACAGAGGCAGGUUGUUUGCCGCAUGAACGGGUCGGUCCAUUUGCACUCCUCGAUGAACCAUUCACAGUGGAUAAUGGUCUCCUCACAGCAACAAUGAAGAUGCGGCGUGAUGUGAUUUACAGCAGGCACAGGGAGCUUUGUGAUCAGCUUUUCCAACACUGA